Aegilops tauschii subsp. strangulata is the source of this 1426-nucleotide messenger RNA. Its product is annotated as novel plant SNARE 11. Gene Ontology annotation, cellular component: Golgi apparatus; ER to Golgi transport vesicle membrane; late endosome membrane. The record is from RefSeq and is a predicted model, not a curated record. Gene Ontology annotation, biological process: vesicle fusion. Gene Ontology annotation, molecular function: SNARE binding; SNAP receptor activity. NCBI's taxonomy places the organism in Eukaryota, Viridiplantae, Streptophyta, Magnoliopsida, Poales, Poaceae.
AAAAAAAAAAAACACGAAGCCAGACAAGCAGGCCAAGCCAAGAGCGCCGCGUCUGGGAGGCCUCCACCACCGCCGGCACCACCACCCUCGGCGCGCGCGCGCGGGGAUCGAUCCCUCCCAAACCUGCGCCUGCGCGCCCGGUAGUAGUAAACGCCGCAUCUGCGCUUACUGGGGUCCCGCCGAUCCGGCCGCCGCGUGGGGGUUUGGUUUGGUUUGGGCUGGGCUGGGUUGGUCCCUCCCCGAGGAUCCAUUUUUAGUUGGAUUCCCGGGUCCCUCCGCGGGGCUACUAGAUUCCCGGUGGGGAGGGGAUGGAUUUGGCGUCGGUCAACGAGGAGCUCGCCGAGAUCGACGGGCAGAUCGCCGACAUCUUCCGCGCAUUGCAAAAUGGGUUCCAGAAGCUCGACAAGAUCAAGGAUGCCAACCGCCGGAGCAGGCAGCUCGAAGAGCUUACUGACAAGAUGCGGGACUGCAAAAGGCUUAUCAAAGACUUUGAACGAGUUGUCAAGGAUGAGGCGGGCAGUGUUGAUCCCAACACUGCUAAAUUUCUGAACGAGAGAAAGCAGUCACUGAUCAAGGAAUUGAACUCUUAUGUUGCUCUGAAGAAACAACAUGCAAGUGAUAAUAAGCGAGUUGAUCUUUUUGAUGCUCCAAGUGGUGAAGAUGCCUUUGGUGAAGAAAAUGUCCUGUUAGCAUCAAAUAUGUCAAACCAGCAGCUAAUGCAGCAUGGAGACAAUCUAAUGGAUGAGACUGAUCAAGCACUCGCACGAUCUAAACAGACUGUCCAAGAGACGAUCAAUGUGGGUACGGAAACCGCAGCUGCUCUCAAAGCACAGACAGAGCAAAUGAGCAGGGUUGUUAAUGAGCUGGAUUCCAUUCAUUUCUCCAUGAAAAAGGCAUCAAAAUUGGUGAAAGAAAUUGGUAGGCAGGUUGCAACUGAUCGCUGCAUCAUGGGCUUGCUUUUUCUCAUUGUCGCUGGAGUCAUAGCUGUAAUCAUUGUUAAGAUUGUGAACCCACACAACAAGGACAUUCCUGACCUCCCCGGGCUCGCUCCACCGGUCAGCAGAAGGCUGUUGUCCAUUGUAGAGAACAAGUGAGUGUCCACACAACACAAGUGUAAAAUACCCGAUGAGGCGCCGUGUGCGGUCGCUUGGAAGUUCCUUGAAUCAUAUCGCGCACACUGUUGUAAACUUGUAAUGCUGCCGUACCAUCCCAUGGGACCCGUGCGCAAAACCGAAGCUUGACAAACCACUGUAGAAUUGUGCUAUGUUGUUAUUCUCUUGACAAGCGGGCAGGUUUGUUUCUGGCAAGGACCAUAUGUUCCCUGUGAAAACAUUGGCAUCUGUAUACUUUACACAGACAUCUGGAAUCAUGGGAGUGAGACACACAUACUUGAAUUUUGCAAAUAACAUUUGAGAUUGUGCUGUUA